Messenger RNA from Drosophila rhopaloa, 1521 nucleotides. It is a transcript of the gene sxe2, whose product is annotated as lipase member H. The record is from RefSeq and is a predicted model, not a curated record. Gene Ontology annotation, molecular function: lipase activity. The coding region runs from base 248 to 1405 and encodes 385 amino acids. Lineage: Eukaryota; Metazoa; Arthropoda; Insecta; Diptera; Drosophilidae. The transcript is spliced from 3 exons. Gene Ontology annotation, biological process: lipid metabolic process.
AAUUUUGCAAUACUUCGGCUCGAAGCUUGUAACGAUUCGGAGGUGUAUCAGGCCAGGCUCUGCUCUGCACCGCUCAGAAAUUUCGCGUUGUUUUAGUGAGCGGCACGAGUGAGUGAUAAAAAUUGGAUCGCGAAUUAAGACAGGAAUUCGAAAAACAACAGAAUACCUUAAAUCGCUUUUAAGUGGAUUUUAAUUGACGCCUUGUUGUGAAUUGUCAUCUGGUUUUUGGCUUCGACCAGUGCGGUUUAUGGGAUCGUUAACGGGAAUGCAUAUAUUAAGAUCGUGGCUUUCGCUGCUCAUUCUUGGCACAUCGGGAAUGGUUGCGUCUGCCCAGUAUUUUGCUUACGCGCCCGGAAAAUGCGACAUAUCCAUUUCAGAUGUAAUACAGGCCAUGAUUAACACCGAAGCUGGCAUCAUCCUGGGAAGACCCCGCCCAACGCAAUCCAAACUGCUGCAGUACGAUCUCUAUACUCCUCUUAAUCCGGAGGAGCGCCAGUUUCUGCGACCAGGAGAUAUCAGCAUGCUACAGAACUCGCACUUCAAUCCUAAAUGGCCAGUGAGAGUUUCUAUACAUGGCUGGGCGGGAAAGAGUACUUCCUGUUCAAAUGCCGCCAUCAAGGAUGCCUACUUAUCCCGUGGCAACUACAAUGUCAUAAUUCUAGACUGGAGUCGCCAAGCCUUGGAUAUCAGCUAUCCGCGUGUGUCCAAGCAGCUUCCUUCAAUAGCUGCCAAUGUGGCCAAAUUGCUGCGAUUUUUGCAUGAUAAUACAGGAGUUCCUUACGAGCAAAUCUACUUGGUGGGUCACAGUGCCGGCAGUCAUAUCUCGGGGUUGACCGGAAAGUAUUUGAAGCCACAGCGAUUGGGUGCUAUUUUUGCCCUGGACCCCGCAGGCCUUACUCAACUGAGCUUGGGACCCAAGGACCGGCUGGACGUUAAUGAUGCCUUGUAUGUGGAGUCCAUUCACACGGACCUAACGCUACUGGGCAAUCCGAGCACCAAGCUCAGCCACGCCUCCUUCUUCGCCAACUGGGGCCUGGGGCAACCACAUUGUCCCAACGCCACGGCCACGGAGUUUGACUUUGUGUGCGACCACUUUGCGGCCAUGUUCUACUUUGCCGAGUCAGUGCGUCAGCCCAAAUCAUUUGCCGCUUUGCGCUGCAGCACGGCUCAAUCGGUGCUUUCGGCCACCUGCAACUGCAGCGGCAAUGGUAGCCGAAAACAUGCAGCUCAAAUAUGCAGUGGCAACGAGUUCAUGGGCGGUGAACCGGCGGUGCCCAAGAGGGGUAUCUUCUAUCUAAGCACACGACCACGAUCUCCGUACGGCACCGGCGAUGGACUAGUCCACAUUCGACGACCACGGCCGUCCACAGUUCGGGAGACGGCGAGACGACCAUUACUUGGAUAGAAGUUGAUCAGAAGCGAGUGAAGAGAAUUGACCAAAAAGUGAUUUAGCCUUUACUAAAAGCGAAAUGCCCAAAGAAUACGAAUAAAGCAGAGAUUAUUUUACAAUUGAGUUCAAUA